AUGGCUGCAUUGCGUAUCGCGAUUGCCGCAAUGCUGGUGCAACAAUCGUUGCAAGGAUAUUCAGAUCUCACGUUCAUCCCCGCCACCAGUCGUGUCAUCUCUCUCCAUCAUCGAUGUAUGAUGGACAGGAGGAAAUCUGAGUGGGUUCCAGUCCUAGCGCCUCACCCUACUUCUAUCCGCGUCCUGGGCUUGUCGAUGCAGACCCAACGGCCCGAUUCUGUUAGCAUUCUUGAUGCCACACCCAAGGCGAGUGAUGCUGCAUGUGAUAUCAUUCCUAUCGUCAACGCCUCGAUGAAAUCAUUCUAUGGAUGCUGUGACCUUUCCGAGAUCCCCCCCGAGCUCGCGGCGAUGAGCUUCCUCCCAAGAUCGCUUGUUCCCUUCUUGCCCAAGUCACUCCUCCCCUUCAGAGGCCCCGACGGCAAGGAGUUCUUCGGUCACGACUUUGUCAACUCUCGGAAGCAGGUCUACACGAGGUUGAGCGAAGUGACGAGGAAAGAUCCCAAGACGAAGAAGCAAGAGCUCUGUGCCGUGGGAAAGGCUGUCAUCAAUAACAGCGGCGAGAUCGCUGGAGCUGUCGAGCUGAUCCUCGUGCCGUACCCUGCGCGCCCUUCGCCUCCCAAGCCUUACCUCUUCAACUUGUCGGUCCUGCCCCGAUACCGCCGACAAGGGAUCGCCCGAAAGUUGGUGGAAUGGUGCGAGGACAAGUGCAAGACGUGGGGCUAUUCGGAGAUCUUCUUGCAUGUGGAGAAUGACAACGUUCGUCAAAUCUACUCCAACUUCGGGUACAGAGAGACCUGGCAGCAGCCGACAUGGUUGCAGCUCAACGUUCUCAACAAGGUGCGUUACAAGAAGUUCUCGUAG
Messenger RNA from Guillardia theta CCMP2712, 861 nucleotides. RefSeq lists its product as hypothetical. The coding region runs from base 1 to 861 and encodes 286 amino acids. The record is from RefSeq and is a predicted model, not a curated record. Gene Ontology annotation, biological process: mitotic sister chromatid cohesion. NCBI's taxonomy places the organism in Eukaryota, Cryptophyceae, Pyrenomonadales, Geminigeraceae. The transcript is spliced from 11 exons. Gene Ontology annotation, cellular component: NatA complex; cytoplasm. Gene Ontology annotation, molecular function: N-acetyltransferase activity.